Messenger RNA from Cajanus cajan (pigeon pea), 1346 nucleotides. Its product is annotated as RING-H2 finger protein ATL52. Lineage: Eukaryota; Viridiplantae; Streptophyta; Magnoliopsida; Fabales; Fabaceae. The record is from RefSeq and is a predicted model, not a curated record. Gene Ontology annotation, biological process: protein ubiquitination. Gene Ontology annotation, molecular function: transferase activity.
AAACUUGUAGAACGGUAGCCCCGUUCACUGAUGAAUAAAUACAAUUCUGCUUUCUCAACGGUACAAAACUGGUUUUUUUUUAUUUUUUAUUUUAUAUAUUAACUAAGAGUAUUACCAAACCCGCAGGCAACGGAGAAAAAGUUUCAAGAGGGACAGCAGAGUUAUCUAGAAUUAUGGUCGUUCUCAGUUCUCACCCAUCUCUGUAGUCAUUAUAAUAUAUUUGCUACAUUUCUCAUCCUCUCAUCUCUCAAUAGAAUAAAUAUUGUUAUAUGGCAUAUUUUAUGAUAUCUUGAAGAAAAAAAAAACAUCAUUUUCUCUUCUUCAAUGACAACAUAACCACCACGGCAUUUAGAUUAACUACUUUGCAUUAAUUUAAUUUGAUAAAUAAAUAAAAAGUAAUGUCUAUAAUUAUAUAAGCCAGGCCCUAGCUAAUAGAUGAGAUUUACUUUGAUGUCUAGUUGUCGACAACAUAUUCUCCAACUUGUUCUUCACUCAAUUUCCUCUGCCCAUUUCACCCCAAAAUCCUGAAAUGGGUGAUUUCCAAGGCCCCAUCAUUGUGUCACCCCCUCCUCCCUCUUCCUCGGACAAGUCCAGCACAACCAUGUUAUAUUAUGGCCUAGUAGUAGUAGGGAUUGCAGCCAUGACAUUAGCCCUAUACAACUUCAUCAUCAUCAAGCGAAGCAGGAGGCGCCACAUGCAAUCACAGGCUGAAGGGUCAAAUGGGUUGGUCGAGGUGGUAAUGGAAAGGAGCAUUGAUGAUACCAACUGCCAAAGCAACUCCAACUUGCUCACAAGCUUCAAGUACAAGGAGAAAGAAGCAGGAAAAGAAGGAUUUGGGGAUGAUUACGAAUGCCCCGUUUGCUUAUCCGGUUUUGAAGAAGGUGAAGAUGUGAGGAAGCUACCACAGUGCAAACACUCGUUCCAUGCUGCAUGCAUAGACAUGUGGCUUUACUCUCACUUGGAUUGCCCAAUUUGUCGAACACCUGUUGGACCAUUUUGUGAGCAGGAGAAUUCUGGCUCCGGUGGUGCCCUCUUGGUAUGAUUUAUGGGCGUGGGACCUGCCAUUGCGCUGGAACUGUGACCACUCAGUCCUUCACAACGCCCAAGGAACAGAGAGCCAACUUUGGAUACCUUGUUUCUGAUGUUACGUGACAAAAGAGGUUCAGUACUCACUUUAUUUUUUCUUACUAUAUAACAUAAGUGCUAAAUUUAUUCUUUCAUACGUUAAUAUAGACCUUAAAGUAUAUUUAAUAACAUUUUUUCUUUUGAGACGGAGACUUUUCCUAGUCUUGGACUCAAAGACUCGGCUGUCAUCUCAUCUCUCAAAUUUAUCUGUACCAAAAAUG